AUGCGGUCAACUUCACCGUGGUUCGCUACCCGCAACUCCAUCGCUCUUGCUCGCGCCUUCACCGAGACGCUUUGCGAUUGCCAGCAGCGUCCACACGACAUCAACCUCGCUACGUCAAAGACAUGGGCUGUCAAGGCCGAAGUGGUCAAGGGCAUGUGCCAGGUAUCCCUCAUCUUCGCCUGCGGUACGGCUCUCUUCUCAGACGGCUAUGCCAACGGUCUCGUCGGUGCCUUGAACUUGCUCCUCAUGACCGUCCUCAACUCGCUUAUCUUUGCUGGCACCGUCUUUGGCAUGCUUACCUUUGGUAUGAUCAGUGACAAGAUCGGACGCAAAGCAGGCAUGAUGAGCGCGACCGCUAUCGUUGCUGUCUUCUCGGCCCCCUCUGCCGGCGCGUACGGCGGUGGGACUGCCGGUGGAAUGGCUGCAGUCCUGUCCGCAUACCGCUUCUUUCUCGGUAUCGGUAUUGGCGCUGAGUACCCGUGUGGUUCCGUCGCUGCUUCUGAGCAAACUGAAGGCUCCGGCGUGAACAAGAACGCACAGCACCGCUGGUUCGCCCUCGCGACGAUUGAUGGACUGGGGCUUUGUCGUUGCCGCCUUUGUCCCCCUCGUCCUGCUCCGGAUGUACGGUUAUUUCAUUCCUCAUUAAUGCGCGACUGACCAUUCCAUCAACUGUGGAAUGAAUCACCUCAACACCGUCUGGCGCAUCACCCUCGGCCUCGGUGUGAUCCCCGCCGUCGCUGUUUUCUUCUGGCGUCUUCGGAUGGUCCGCCCCGUAUGCCCGUGAUAGCAUGAAGCGCGCACGGAUGCCUUAAGGCCUCGCCAUUCGCCGCUGCUGGCGCAACUUGCUCGCUAUCUGCUUGACCGGGUUCAUCUACGACUGCAUCACCUAUCCUUUCGGUAUCUACUCUUCCUCCGUGGUCAAUACCAUCCCGGCAAACCAGGAUUUGUACCAGUCCUUCGGGUGGCCCGUCGUUAUUAACCUCUUCUACAUUCCCGACACAGUCGUUGCAGCGUUUCUCAUUGACUACCUUGGACCGAAGAACUGCAUCAUCUUAGGUCUUAUCCUCCAGGCCAUCUUUGGCUUCUUCAUGUCUGGAUUCUAAACAAAUCUCAUCCAGCCUGGUGAAAUCGCCGGCUUUGCAGUUCUGUACGACUUAUUCCUGAAUCCUGACCUUCGGCGAGCUCGGACCGGGCAACAACCUUGGUCUCCUCGCUGCCAAAUCCGGCCCGGCUGCUUUCCGCCGACAGUUUUACGGCAUUGCGGCUGCUGUCGGCAAGAUUGGGGCUUUCGUUGGUACCUGGGUAUUCCCGCCCAUGAUCGCUGCUUUCAACGAGGGCGGCACGAACCCAGACCGUGGUACCACUGGUCCCUUCUGGGUCGGAUCCGGGCUUGCUAUCCUCUCCGCUCUCAUCAGUUUCUUCCUCCUCCGUCCCAUCUCGCAUGACGGCAUGGAGGCGGAGGAUCACGCUUUCCGCGAAUACCUCAUUGUCCAUGGAUACGAUGUCUCUCAGAUGGACUUGAAGGAGGAAAUCAUCAGCGUCGA
Messenger RNA from Dacryopinax primogenitus, 1544 nucleotides. RefSeq lists its product as uncharacterized. The record is from RefSeq and is a predicted model, not a curated record. Gene Ontology annotation, molecular function: carboxylic acid transmembrane transporter activity. Gene Ontology annotation, cellular component: plasma membrane. Gene Ontology annotation, biological process: transmembrane transport; carboxylic acid transport. The transcript has 7 exons. NCBI's taxonomy places the organism in Eukaryota, Fungi, Basidiomycota, Dacrymycetes, Dacrymycetales, Dacrymycetaceae. The coding region runs from base 1 to 657 and encodes 218 amino acids.